Molecule: messenger RNA, 3729 nt
Organism: Cyprinus carpio (common carp)
Lineage: Eukaryota; Metazoa; Chordata; Actinopteri; Cypriniformes; Cyprinidae
Gene: sh3glb2a
Product: endophilin-B2-like
Exons: 13
Coding region: 77-1261 (394 amino acids)
Biological process (GO): membrane organization
Cellular component (GO): membrane; cytoplasm
Molecular function (GO): protein binding
Source: RefSeq, a predicted model, not a curated record
GAGAGACAGAAACACUCACUGGCCUCUGCGGAGCGCCUGAUGCCGCGGGGAUUCCGCCUCUGUCCCCGCUCUCAACAUGGAUUUCAACGUGAGGAAACUCGCUGCAGAUGCUGGAAUAUUCUUUUCACGGGCUGUUCAGUUUACAGAGGAGAGACUGGGACAGGCUGAGAAGACCGAGCUGGACGCUCACUUUGAGAAUCUGCUGUCCAGAGCUGACUGCACCAAAAACUGGACCGAGAAAAUCUACAGACAGACCGAAGUCAUGCUUCAGCCGAACCCUGGUGCUCGCAUCGAAGAGUUCCUGUAUGAAAAGCUUGACCGGAAGGUUCCACCGCGGCCCACUAAUGGAGAGAUCUUAGGACAGUUCAUGCUGGAGGCAGCGAAGGAGUUUGGACCGGGAACCCCGUACGGAAGCACCCUGAUCAAAGUGGGCGAUUGUCAGAGGAGACUGGGCGGCGCUGAGAGAGAGUUUCUGCAGACCUCAUCCAUUAGCUUCCUCACACCCCUACGCAACUUUCUGGAGGGCGACUGGAGGACCAUUUCUAAAGAGCGGAGACUUCUGGAGAAUCGGCGCUUGGAUCUCGACGCCUGUAAAGCGCGACUCAAGAAGGCCAAAACCGCAGAAGCCAAAGCAGCUUGUGAGGGAGAAGCUGUUCCAGACUUUCAAGAGACCAGACCGCGUAAUUAUGUGCUGUCUGCCAGUGCAUCUGCGCUCUGGAACGAGGAGCUUGAUAAAGCAGAGCAUGAGAUGCGUGUUGCUCAGACAGAGUUUGACAGACAGGCAGAGGUCACCAGACUCCUCCUGGAGGGCAUCAGCAGCACACACGUGAAUCAUCUGCGGUGCCUGUGUGAGUUUGUGGAAGUGCAGGCGAUGUAUUACAGCCAGUGUCACAACUACAUGCAGGAGCUGCAGAGAGAGCUGGGCAGUUCCAGUGGAGACAUAUCCCCUCACUCAUUGGAGGUGAACUCCCACCCCGCCGGCAGCCCAACAGACCCGUCCACCUUCCUGCCCCUGAACUCUCCAUCUCUGCUGGAAACAGACGCUCUGCAGAUUGAAGAAGUUCAGCCACCCGCCAGCGGCACACGCAAGGCCAAAGUGCUGUAUGACUACGACGCUGGAGAUUCCAGUGAGCUCUCGCUGCGGGCCGAUGAGCUCAUCACUGUGUACACAGUGCCUGGAAUGGACUCUGAUUGGCUGAUUGGAGAGCGAGGAAACCAGAAGGGGAAAGUGCCUGUUACAUAUCUGGAGCUGUUGAGCUAAAGAGGCGAGACACACACACACACACACACACACACACACACACACACACACACACACACACACACACACACACACACACACACACACACACACACACAGUUUCCACCUUUAGCACUCAGCCAUGAGCAAAUAGAAUCAUGGACACUUAUGAGAUCAACCCAUGUGUGCAUCUAUUUACUGAAAAGCAAAUAUUGUGUGUUUUCAUGCAUGUCAAGGAGAUACCGAUUGACUUGGCUUCAUUUUUCUGUUUGAUUUUAAUACUAAUCCAUCCUUUUUAUUAAUACUAAAAAUCAAACCCUUAUGAAUUAUUAAAUAGUGGGAUUAGUCAGCAUUAUAAUACUUAUAACUUAUAGUUUUUUUUAAAAUCAUGAAAUCACAGAACUAAUAAUUGAUUCACAAAAUGCCUGAAACAUCCACUCAUUGUGAACACAUGUUUGUAUGUAAGUAUGUGCCUGUUUUCUACACUAAAAACUGCUCUGUGAUCAGUCAGAAUGUCUUUUUUGCCUUCAGUACACAGAUAACAAUCUUAACUCAGCUUGUCCUGGAGCUGAUGACACACAUAAGCUCAGUUUUAAACAUUCAAAGGUCAUCUACGCCGUCUAAGCUCUAUCAUAUUUGCACUGUUUGGCUACUUUGUUUACUUGCAGACCCCCGUAAGCCAAAAUUAAACACGUCCUUAACCGCAUCUCAUGCAGACAGAUAUAAUGUGAUGAGCUCAAAUUUACAUUUGCUCUGCUUUAAGUGCCACUUAAGUUAGUAUUGUUUUGAAUUUCUUUUAAUUAGACAAAAUGUAAACAAAUCAUAUGAAGUAUAUCCAUCUUAAGGCCAAUUUCACAUGAUUUACAGAGUUUUACUGUAACUAUUAUUGUGCUGUUGCCACAUUCCAUUGUUCUUUUAAAGAAAUAGUUCACCCAAAAAUGAAAUUUGUUUAAAAUUUCCUCACCCUCAGGCCAUCCAAGAUUAGGAUGAGUUUGUUUCUUCAUCAGGUUUGUAGAAAUGUAGCAUUGCAUCAGUGUCUCAGCAAUGGAUGCUCUGUAGUGGAUGGGUGCCGUCAGAAUGAGAGUCCAAACAGCUGAUAAAAACAUCACAAUAAUCCACAGCACUCCAGUCCAAACAGUAGGCCUGUCACGAUAACAAUUUAUUGUUGUGCGAUACAUUGCCCCAGAAAUAACUGCGAUAAACAAUAUUGUUGUCCUUAUAAGACCUUUUUAUGCCACUGAAUAUUUAAUCAUGAUAUAAAAGCAUAAUAAUAAAAAUAUUAGAGCAUAAAAAUAUUAGAUACCUUAAAAAACUUGAAUAAAUAGUAAAUAAACAUUUUCUAACAAAAAGUGCAAAGUAACAAGUAGAAAAAAGAAAAAUUUACAAAUAACUUGUAUGGAGAUUAUUAUUUUUCCCGGCCCUUCUUUUCUCUUUAAAUCUUGCAAUCUCAGUGAAAACUGGAGGAAUGCUGCCAGUUAAAUAGAGUUUGUCAUAUAAUUAAAGUAAUUAGAACCAGGUGCUGGAUUAACAUCAAUAACAUGGUGGUAUCACAAUUUUUCAAAUAUCUCUUUUAAGUUUUUUAUACUGUGUUUCAGAAUACAGUUAAUUUAUGAAAUAUGUUUAAAAAACUGCCCGUCUACUCCUGUUAGGAUAACUUCAAAUAGGACUAAGCAGUGACCUUGAAAUUUAGGAAAAUGUAGAUUGUUCUCUAAUUUUGAUCUCCACUCUACAGUUCUCCAAAUAUGAUGAAGAAACAAACUCCUCUACAUCUCUGAAGUUCAGCAAUCUUUCAUUUUUGCGUGAACUAUUCCUUUAAGUCUCGUCUACUGAUGUAAAUGUUUUGCCUUGUUUUUGUCUCAAUAGCAACACUUGAGAUCACAGCUAAAGAGCAAAGCAUGUUUCAUAAACUCUCAAAUUAUUCUGACUGGUGUACUUUAUUAUAAUAAUAAUAAUAAUAAUAAAAAUAAUAAUAAUAGUAAUAAUACAAUUUUAUUUAUUUCUCUAGUACAUCAUUUCUGAAACCCAAGGUUGCUUGAUGAGUGCUGAUUUAAACCAUACUUGAUUGAUUUAUGCACUGCACAACCAGUUUUUUAUGACACCUAUUAAUAUAUUUAUUUUAAAUUAAUUUUAGACCUUUCUUAGUUUAGAGUUUGGCUUCAUAGAUUAAUUUCUGUUUAUUUAUUUUAUUAGUGUCAAAGUGCAGCUAAACAUUAUUAAGAUUUUGUGUUCAGUGUGCAGUAUUUAUUGUUUUAUUUUACUUCUGAUGUUUUUUUUUUCUUUUAUUUUUAUUGUAAAUCAUUAUGGUUUAUGUAUGUAUAAUUGCCAAAAACUGAACUUUUCUUUUCUGUUUUCUUCUGAGAGGAAGCUCUUGUCUGUGAUGCCCUCUGUUGGUCAUUUCUUGCUCUUUUGCUCUUCUUAAUGGCUUCUCUCCAAUCCAUGUGGAGAGAAUCAAUCUUAAUAAUGCAAUAAAACCCUUUUUUAUUGCUAUA